This is a messenger RNA of Colletes gigas, 890 nucleotides long. RefSeq lists its product as uncharacterized. The record is from RefSeq and is a predicted model, not a curated record. Bases 39 to 770 code for a protein of 243 amino acids. The transcript has 2 exons. NCBI's taxonomy places the organism in Eukaryota, Metazoa, Arthropoda, Insecta, Hymenoptera, Colletidae.
AAACAUUACCAGUAAACAUAGAUUUUUAUCAGUCUGGAAUGUCAAAUCUUCAUGCCUGGAUCAGGUGCAUGGAAUGCAUAUUGCAUAUUUCAUACCGCCUGCAAGUCAAGAAGUGGCAAAUACGAAGUGUAGAAGAAAAAUCCCAAUAUGAAGAUAGGAAAAAGAUGAUUAAAAGAAAACUAAAAGAGGAAAUGCACAUAUUAGUAGACAUUCCGAAGCCAGGUUUUGGUACAACAAAUACUGGAAACGUAGCGAGAACAUAUUAUGAAAAUUAUACUACAACAGCCAAUAUUACAGGCGUAAACCAAGAAUUAAUUAAAAGACUUGGUGUUAUUUUAGUUGAUUUGCCAAGUUAUAGACAAAUUAGUCCCAAUUUAUUUCAAGAGUAUGCAAUGGAAACAUUUAAUCUAUACGUUACAGAAUAUAAUUGGUUUUACAUGCCAUCAAGUUUGCAUAAAAUUCUAUUUCAUGGUGCAGACAUAAUAAAGUGUGCUGGUUUACAAAUUGGAAUGUUUUCAGAAGAGGCAAUGGAGGCAAGAAAUAAAGAUUUUAGAAAUAUCAGAAACGAUCACGCGAGAAAAUUUUCACGACUAGAAACAAUGACAGACCUUUUUCACACGUUAUUGUAUACAUCCGACAUUUUAAUAUCCUCAAUUUCGGCGGAAAACCGCAAAAUUUGUAAAAAACAUACACGUUUUGAUAUUUUCAAUGACGAAAUUGAAAGAUUAAUGUUAAAAGAAGACCUCCAAGACGAUGAUGAUUCUUCAUAGACAAUAAAUUUUAGAUAAAUAAAUUAAUCAUUUGUUUGAAAAGCCUGAACAGCUAGUUUUCAAUUAUUGUACAUUAUUUACAUGUCAUCGCUAUUUUUUAGGCAUUUCUGAUGCUCUGGC